Molecule: messenger RNA, 2122 nt
Organism: Haliotis rubra (blacklip abalone)
Lineage: Eukaryota; Metazoa; Mollusca; Gastropoda; Lepetellida; Haliotidae
Product: death-associated inhibitor of apoptosis 1-like
Exons: 3
Coding region: 90-1073 (327 amino acids)
Biological process (GO): positive regulation of protein ubiquitination; regulation of cell cycle; negative regulation of apoptotic process
Cellular component (GO): spindle microtubule; nucleus; cytoplasm
Molecular function (GO): ubiquitin protein ligase activity; cysteine-type endopeptidase inhibitor activity involved in apoptotic process
Source: RefSeq, a predicted model, not a curated record
CACAAGGACAUAAAUACGUUCACGACAUCGCACUAGGAGUUAGACCGAUAGAGCUCGCUAUAAAGCGUAGUGUAACGUGGUGAUUUGGUAUGGGUGAUUUGCGGGACGUGGUAGAGGCCGAUGGGGCACAAGUUGUUCAACCUCCCAUUACCCAGACAGCUCGAUAUGAACCGACAACUGAACCCCAAAACGACGCCGACAAGCUCAGGCAGAGACUGAACACAUAUGCAAGAUGGUCGAGCAAGAAGAGCGCGCUGCAGUUAGCAACGGCAGGAUUUAUCUUCACAGGUAUCACAGACAAGGUGGAAUGCCAGUCGUGUGGUAUUCGACUCUACAACUGGCAAGACGACGAGGAGCCUCUCCAAGCACACAAGAAAUAUGCUCCGGAUUGUGAAUUCAUGAUAAAAGAGUUUCCCCAGAUCAAAGCCCCGCCUAAACCCAAGAACAUCCUCAGUGUGAAAUACCCUCAAUACUCUGAUUAUGAAUCCCGCUUGAGGAGUUUUGACUCCUGGCCAGUGAAGUGUGUCGCCCAGAAACCCGAAAUGAUGGCCCGGUCAGGCUUUUUCUACAUAGGCUCGGCUGACCGGGCAAGGUGUUUCCACUGCGGUGUGACGCUGAGAGACUGGGACACCGACGACUACCCACCAUGUGCACACCGACAAUGGUCAGAAAACUGCCCGUACGUUCAACAGCUCGAUGUGGAUGGAAUGAAAAGAGAAAUUGAAGAAUGGGAAAGGAAUGAGAAAUUAAGAAUACAGUAUGAAAAUUCGACUUUUAUCGACUGUUCAAGCAAACGUAACAAUGUGAAUGUUAGUUUCUACGGUGCCGGGGAUAUCACAGUUGAUUGUGCUACAAGUGGUGCAGCGGCCAAUCCCCAAGUCCACUCCCAAGUUUCGGAUCCUUCUAAUGACGAUUUCGGAAAUAGCCCCACGAUACAAGCUGUCGUUGAAAUGGGCUACUCCCAUGAUAUGAUCAAGCAAGCCAUAGCCAUUAGAAGGAAGAAUGGAAAUGGAGAUUUUCCCGAUGCGGUCACUCUCUUUCAAGCAAUCAUGGAUAUCGAAGACGGAAGAUGAAAUCUACAUGAAACCAACGCCACGUUGCAUGUACCAUUGCAUGUACCACACCCAAGUGGUAGAGCGCGAGCUGGUCACGAGAGAAGAGGAUCAGAUGAGGGAUGACACAAGUUCCGGCAACCGAAUUUAAACUUGAACUUCGUUUAAUAAUUAAGAAUUAUUGUAUUAGAUUCAAGUUCACAUUUGGAAUCGAUCUUAGGUCUGAACAUUCCACUGAGCGUUUUUGUACACACCGUAUUCGACUCAAUUGGCACAUGUUCGAUGUGUUUUAAUAAGAUCUUAAUAAGUAAUAUAUUAUAACUCCUGAGUCCACUUUUGUCCGAGAGUAUAUGAUGACCCAAUAUUUAACAUAUUUCAAUCUGAUUCAGUAACUUAUGGAUAGUGAUCGUUUUCUAGUUAUCUUCUAACAUGGUGUUCACUGCUGUGAUAGCUGCUUAAACCAUACUAUACUAACUCCAACUCCAACCAACUGCUUUGUGGGCCAGUUGAGUCGAAUAGGGAAUGUUUUAUUCACCUGAUUUGUCCUUUAUUGACCACAACACUUCUGUGGAUUGUCAACAUUCUCACAUAAUCAAACAUUGAAUAGCUUAUUGGAGGAGGAUAGAAAAAAACUUGAGAGUUUAAAAUACCAAAUGUGUUCUAUUACCAAUGCAGUGUUGGUUUGUUCACAUUUCAAGCUAUUCAUAUGGAUCAGCUAGUUGUUUACUGACGAGGGGUUGUCAUGGAAACAGCUUGGUCGAUCUCGCAAAGCAAGAUCAGACUGACAAAUUUAAAUAUAAAUUACGUGGAACGACCACGUUCGUAAUACUUCAUCUGACGAUUAUAAGACGUCAUAACAUCACUUCGUCAAGACAAUAAAUUGACCACAAGUAAAUUCAAGCAUUUUGGGCCCUUAUCAGAAAAAAACCCAACUGUUCAUUUAAUAAAUCCUACCGCUCCACAGAUAUUAAAUGGAUACCCCCUAACCGUAUCAGUCUUGUUACAAAUGGUGCUUUCAAACUGUGAAUGCAGUUCAUGUAUCGGCAUUGUACAUAUGUAUAAAGUAGAAU